GAGCCAAAUGUCCCCCUGUCAAUUUACUGACAGCCUUUCCCUGUACAACAGUUGAUAGCUCCAAGAAGGUUUCUUGAUAGAACCAAUAACUUAUCCAACGCAACCCGUCCGUCGCGCCUUCUCUCGUCUCUUAUUUACACACCCUAGGUCCCCAGCCCAUCAAACACCAAUAAUGAAGCACCCAAUAGCAGAAGCCAACGAGACGAGCCCGUUUGGCUCACUGAGUCCCGAACAAUUCUACGCACGCCACUCGGUGAGCCACGCCUCGGAGUACAUCACCAGCAAGCAGGGCCUCAAGCUCUUCUCUCAAUGGUGGACCCCUGAUCAAACUCCCAUCAAAGGUAUUGUGUGCGUGGUCCAUGGCUACACCGGAGAGUCCAGCUGGUUCGUUCUUUUGACUUCUGUCCAUAUCGCCAAACACGGUUUUGCUGUUUGCGCCAUAGACCAUAUGGGCCAUGGCUAUUCCGAGGGAUUAGUCGCCCAUUUGCCGGAUAUCAGUCUUGUGGUAGAUGAAUGUGUCCUAUUUUUCAAUAAAUUUCGUGCGGGUUAUGCCCCAAUUCUUCCGGCGUUUCUGUAUGCGGAGUCAUUGGGUGGGGCAAUUGCGUUGCUGAUCACGCUCCGCCGUGAUGGGGUCUGUCCGGUGAGGCCGUUUGACGGCGUCGUGUUGAAUGGGGCUAUGUGUGGUAUAAGUGAUAAGUUCAAGCCUCCAUGGCCGCUUGAGCAUUUCCUAUCCAUAGCGGCUGCUUUGAUUCCAACUUGGUGCGUGGUCCCGACUCGCGGUUCCUUACCUCUUGUUUCCUUCAAGGUGGAAUGGAAGCGAAAGUUGGCUGUAGCAAGUCCAAGGAGGCCCUUACAAAGGCCACGCGCAGCAACGGCACAAGAGUUACUGAGGGUGUGCAGAGAAUUACAAGGACUGUUUAAUCAGGUGGACGUUCCCUUUUUGAUCGUGCACGGAGGUGGUGACGUUGUAUGUGACCCAGCCUGCGUAGAACGGCUGUAUGAAUGUGCUGCGAGUAAGGAUAAAACCCUCAAGAUUUAUCCCGGAAUGUGGCAUCAGCUGGUUGGAGAGCCUGAUGAAAAUGUGGAACUUGUGUUCGGAGAGGUUGUGAAGUGGCUCAUGACUAGAGCAGAUCAGGCCCCUGCUGGCUCGGUGGUCGAGGAUGGAGAUGCUGCUGAUGCUGAUGCUACAGAGAUUAAGUAGAUGGUUUGGAUAUAUUAUGAUUUACAACUAUCUUGAUGGUUCAUAUAAUGUAGAAUGGUAUAAAUUUGCGAAACUGAUAAGUUGGAUGAAUGGGAAUUGAUUGCAUUCAUUCCUUAAUGGCUGAUCUUUAAUAUUAUGCGAGGAACAUCUCGAUUUUGCCUUUGUUUACUGAGGCCCUAA
This is a messenger RNA of Olea europaea var. sylvestris, 1381 nucleotides long. Its product is annotated as caffeoylshikimate esterase-like. Gene Ontology annotation, cellular component: membrane. The record is from RefSeq and is a predicted model, not a curated record. Bases 173 to 1201 code for a protein of 342 amino acids. The transcript is spliced from 3 exons. Gene Ontology annotation, molecular function: lipase activity. NCBI's taxonomy places the organism in Eukaryota, Viridiplantae, Streptophyta, Magnoliopsida, Lamiales, Oleaceae.